AAUGUUGGUAUAAACAUCGAAAAGGCCAUGAUUAAAAUAUUUUCACGUUAAAAAAAUAAAUAUAUUGUGAUUGUUUGGGAUUAUACAACAAAGCAUAAAUAAAUAAACUCUUCUGUUAUUUAAAAUCAGGUGUUAAGCUUGCUCGAUAUAUUGAUGCCUAAUUUGAAAUCACGUGCCUUUAUAAAUGCUAUGUUUUGAUGGUAAAACAAAAUGGCGAAAAAUUCAUUGAAUCAUGUUGAGUGUAAUGAGGAUUCAGAUGAAGGUAUAGGUGUAUACGAUCAAGGAGACUACCCAGGAUCUCAAGAUGACCUUUCCCUUCCACCAAUUCAGCUCAUACAAAAGUAUGCAACAUCAAACAACUUAUAUCUCAGAAAAAUGGUUGCCAGAAAGGUACAAGAACUAUUUCGAACUGUCCCGGCCGACAGCCUUAUAAAGGAUUUGCCAGCCAUUAUGGAUAUUUUAACAGAAAUAGCAAAUGAGUCUAUGCUGAAAGCAGAUUUAUUGGAGCAAGUACCAUAUAUUGCUUUACAAGCUACAGAAUGCAAUUGUAGUGAAUUAAAGGAUAUUGUGAGUGAAUAUUUAAUUCCGCUAGUAGUUGGAAAUUUGGGGUUUAAAGAUGCAGCAGUAGAUAAAGCGGCCCAAUCAGCGUUGAUAUUGUUAAUUGAACAAGGAUUUAUUAAUAAACCACAAGUAGAGAUUCGAGUAUGUCCAUCAAUUCUUGCAUUAUCCAAAUGCGAGCCCGAAGUAAUUACAGGAUCAGUUACAUUAAUGUGCAAAUUGGCACCUCUUCUUGGACGUGAUGUUACUGAAAGAGUAUUUUUGAAGAGAUUUGCAGAACUCUGUAUACAUCAACAGUUUUUAGUAAGAAAAGUCUGUUCAUCACACAUUGGAGAUUUUUGUGCUGUAGUUGGAAAAGAUGCCAUUGAAAAAAUCCUGCUCCCAGCUUAUAUUCAACUGUGUGGUGAUGGAAUCUGGGCCGUCAGAAAAGCUAGUGCGGAGGUUAUCAUGUUCGUUUCUUGCGCUUCUACACCUUUGGCCAGGAAAACAAUCCUCGCUCCUGCUUUUGUUAAGCUUUUACAAGACGAAUGUCGAUGGGUGAGACUAUCGGCUUUUCAUACAUUGGGGCCAUUUAUUUCCACCUUUGCCAAUCCGACAGUCACCAAAGUAUCUUACAACAGUGUGGGAGACUUGGUUUUGGUGAAUGAUGAAGGAAAUGAAUUUUUAAUGAAGGAAUACUUGAUAAACAAGUUUCUGCUAUCAUCGAAUGACAGGGAAAAUGCUGCUGUUAUUAUGAAAGAUUUGUUUAGUAUGUCCAAAGAUUCCUAUGACGAUGAAGACACUAAGGAGGAAGCAGCUUUGUCAGAUUAUGAAAAUAAGGCAAACUUAUUAUAUGAUAGAGCAGAUUCGGAAACAGACAUCAAAGAAAUAGUUGAAACAGUAAAAAAUGCAGUACUUAGUUGCCGAACAGAAAACCCUGAAUCAAAGUCUAAAUUAAUUAAUGGUAAUGUGAUAAAUAAUGAUGAUAUUAAACAAUGUGAUAAUUUAGAUAGUUCAUUAGAGACUUUUACUGAAGAUAUCAAAAAUAUAAAUGUAGACAAUGAUAAUGUCUUAAACAAUGAAAGUGAUGUUAAUAGGAAUGUUGAUAAAUGCCAAACAGAUAUUCCAUUAAAUAUUGAUAAUGAUAAAGAAGCAAAUCAGGUAAAUACUAGUGCUAAUGAACUGGAAGAUGAUAAUUUGCAAUUGUUUAACUCAUAUAACUAUUGGUAUAUCAAGCCUGAAAUGCCUUUAGAUCCAGACAUCCUUAAUGGUUUAACCAAUGCCGAUGAUGAAAUGGAUGUUUCUUCAAACCUAGAAGAUGCAUAUUCCAAACUAAAUUUAAGUGACAGUUUUGUUGACUCUCUCGAUAAUACCAAAAUAGAAAACUGGCCUGAUGAAUCAAGUCAAGUAUCAAUUAAUGAGAAACCAGAAGAAGAAGAAGAAGAGGAAGAAGUCGAACUAGAACCACAGCAAGAUAUAGUUCCUCAACAACUUAUUGAUUAUUUUGUUUAUAUGACUAGUCCAAAAUUAGCAUUAACAUUAGACAAUGAAAUGACUUAUCAUUGUGCCUACUCUUUACCGGCUGUAGCGGUAACCCUAGGAAACCAAAACUGGAAUCUUCUUAAAAAGACAGUAGAUUGCUUAGCUAUAGAUUUACAGUAUAAAGUUCGCAGGACCGUUGCAAGUAGUCUUCAUGAACUGGCUCUAAUUUUGGGACCAGAUGUGGCCACUGAAAAUUUAACUCCAUUGUUUGAUGGUUUUAUAAAAGAUUUAGAUGAGGUUAGAAUAGGUGUUUUGAAGCACUUGGCUAAAUUUUUAAAGUCCAUCAAUUCUAAGAAAAGAAAUACCUACUUACCUAGAUUAGAAGAAUUUAUGCAAACUGAUAAUGAGUCCAACUGGAGGUUUAGGGAAGAACUAGGAAAUCAAUUGCUACGAUCCGUUACACUAUUUAGAGCUAAUGACACUGCGAAAUAUAUUGGAAGAAUUGCUCAAGAUUUACUUUGUGAUAAAGUCGCUGCUGUACGACAAGUGGCCAUUUUAUUGAUCAUAGAAGUAGUAAAACAUAUUUCAUCAGAGCCUGGUUUAACACCUCAUCUUUUAAUCAAACUGGCAGAAAGAUUUGCUCAUUCCAAGGUGUGGAAAAGGAGACAAACAUAUGCAUUGUUGUGCUGUGAACUACUUUCAUUAAAAGCUAUUCCUGAAGAAAAAUUUGCAUCAGAAGUGAUGCCCCAUUUGCUUGAUUUGAGCUGGGACCCUGUUGCCAAUAUUAGAUUGGUUGUAGCAAGAAUAAUAUCCACCUAUAUUUUAACAAAUGAGUAUUUUUGCAAUCCUAAAAAUCAACAUUAUGAUGGAUUACAAACUGUUUUAAAAAGACUGCAAGCAGAUAAAGAUCGGGAUGUACGACAGUCUGCAGUAGCAGAGUGGUGAUUUUUUAUAUAAUUGUACCUACUUUUUAGAUUUAUUUUAUGUUGUUUACAACAAUUGUUAAAUAAAUAUAGUCAUUUCUAAAUACAUUAAAUAAAAUUCCUUAAAAUUAUAAUCCUUAAUAAAUGUUUUGUACUUGUUUCUUUUUUCUUAAAUGUAAUUUUUAUCCUAUUGGUAAAUUGUAAUAUAUGUAAAGAUACCAACAAUUAAAUAGUUUUCAUUUAAAUGUGUUUUAGUUAUUAUUGAAGUAAAAAUUAUUUGCCGACGCACAGUG
Messenger RNA from Brassicogethes aeneus, 3235 nucleotides. NCBI's taxonomy places the organism in Eukaryota, Metazoa, Arthropoda, Insecta, Coleoptera, Nitidulidae. The record is from the annotation of a GenBank genome assembly.